Molecule: messenger RNA, 1174 nt
Organism: Rhagoletis zephyria (snowberry fruit fly)
Lineage: Eukaryota; Metazoa; Arthropoda; Insecta; Diptera; Tephritidae
Source: RefSeq, a predicted model, not a curated record
GACAAAUAAUAGCGCGCAUUUAAGUUGAUGUACAUACAUACGUAUGCAUAUUCAUCCAAACAUAGCGGCUGCUGAGUGAGUGCGAAGAUGUCGGAAUGCGCGAAAUGCCGAAAAGGCGUCAGAGGAGAGUCGGGUGUGCGUUGCCAAGGUGUGUGUGGGAAAGUGUACCAUAGAACGCAAGCAUGUGCGUCGGCUGACGAUUACAGCCUAAAGGCACUAGAGAACUGUCCCCUCCUACGCUUCAUGUGCGACAACUGCAUGAUGUACAUAGCCAAUGUGGAUGAAGCUCUUAGAGAAAUGAUAGGUAUAGCUGAGGCCAACAACAUGAAUGUAAUAGAACAAAAAACAGAUAUUGAAAAAAUGUUAAAAAAUCACAGCAAAGAGGUAAAAAUUUAAUACGCCUAAAAUUUUGUUAGCGCACAUAAACGCUGAAUAUUCUGAGACGGAGAUAAUAAAUAAGAUAAAAGCUCAGAAUAGCUAUUUAAAUGAUGCGAGUUUGAAAUGUGUAAAAAUAUUUAAGUCCAGGCGCAGUGGUGAGGCAUUUCCUUCAUUCAGUGCAAUAAUAGAAAUUGAGCACAAAUUCUUCCUGCAGGUAUUGGAGUCAAAGAGACUUAAUAUUGGGUGGGAUCGAUGCCCCGUCUAUGAUGGGCAAACCGUGAGAAGAUGCUACAAGUGUCUGGGCUUCAACCAUAGCUCUAACAGCUGUAACAAAAAGCUUAGGUGUAGCAAAUGCAUGGGAGAGCACAAGUCUGAAAGUUGCACUGACAGUAGCCAAAAAGAAGUUUGUGGAAAUUGUUGUGAUGCUGUUAAAGAGUUAGGGCUAAACCUGGAUGUAGCGCACAACGCAUUUAGUCGUGAAUGUCCUGUCUAUAUUACGAAACUGAAACUAGAGAAACAAAGAGUAGGAUGUUAGCAAUUAGGUGUAAUGGAAAAGCGUAACAGUUACUUAAAAUGCGUGUAUCUUAAUAUAAAUAGUAUAAUAGCCAAUAAAGCCGAGCUUGAAAGGCUUCUUGAGACUGUUGAUCCGGAUAUAGUUUUAUGCUCCGAAACAUGUACAACAGAGGAAAUAAACGACUCCGAAAUCAAGUUUCCAACUUAUCAGUUUAUUAGAUGCGACUCGUAUAGUAGACACACUGGCGGGGUAAUUGUAAUUUUGAGAGACACAAUAGACUUU